ACUGGAACGUAAACGAAAGGUUGUUACGUAAGGACGCAAAUAAAGUUACGUUAGGACGCAUGUCGCCUGCUCCAGCUAAAUAUGUGCAAGAGUUAUUGAUACAACUACUUGAAUAUUCAUCUCAAUACACAGGGUUGCUUGACAACACAGAUGGUAACCAAAACAAGCUGAAGAAGACUACGCUGAUCUGCAUCAAAAAUUGGUCAAUCACAAAUUGGGUUAUUGUUAGCCUGCAAGAAGUGCCAAGAGAGAGAUGGUAGAUGACAAUAGACGAGGGGACGAUGAACGGGGUCCUGGAGCAGCAUAUCAAAUGUUCGUGGUUAUGGAGGACCUGCUGGACAAAUUGAAGCUUCUGGAUUAUGAAGAGGAAGUUCUGGCAAAGCACAACAUGAAAGCUCUAUCCAGGCAUUACUUUGCAUCCAGUGCCUACAUGCCAUCAAAUCCAGGGGAGCAAUUCUUCAUGUUUACCAUAAUCGCGUCUUGGCUCAUCAAUGCAGCAGGGAGACCCUUCGAGCAGCCUCAGGAGUAUGACGACCCCAACGCCACUGUGUCCAACAUUCUCUCACAGUUGAGAGCUUUUGGAGGACUGGUAGACUUUCCUCCCUCCAAACUAAAAGCUGGUUCAGGGGAACAUGUUUGCUAUGUGCUGGAUCGGCUGGCUGAAGAGGCUCUGAAGGAGAGAGUGUUUUCCUGGAGAAGACCAAACUACCCUACAGAGGAGAUGGAAGAAGAGUCUGUGAUGGAGGAUGAUGCAGAGCUGACUCUCAGUAAAGUGGAAGAGGAGAUGACAGAGGAACCAGACGACUGUGAGGAAGAGAACGUCAUGGAUCUAGAGGCACUUAAAUCAAGGACCAAUCAAAGUGAGGCCAGACUAUCUUCAAAGCCAGACAAUAUACUGGAAUCAAACAUGGACGCUGCCGAGUGGAAUCUAGAGGUCGAGCGGGUUCUCCCACAACUGAAGGUCACAAUCAGAACAGACCACAAGGACUGGAGGAUCCACGUGGACCAAAUGCAUCAGCACAAAGACGGGAUCAAAUCAUCUCUCAAGGAGGCCAAGGGCUACCUAGACAAGCUGCAGGAGGAGAUCGGUAAGACACUGGAGAAGGUGGGCAGCAGAGAGAAAUACAUCAACAACCAGCUGGAACACCUUAUCCAGGACUACCGCAGCGCCCAGUCCAAACUCAGCGAGGCAAGGGAAUGCUACCAGCAGGGAAGUGGUGGAGUUACAGAGAGGACCAGAGUUCUGGCUGAGAUCACAGAGGAGUUGGAGAAGGUGAAGCAGGAGAUGGAGGAGAAGGGCAGCAGUAUGUCUGAUGGAGCCCCGGUGGUGAAAAUCAAGCAGAGUCUGACCAAGCUCAAGCAGGAGAUUGUUCAGAUGGACAUUCGGAUUGGAGUGGUAGAGCACACACUACUGCAGGCCAAGCUAAAGGAGAAGUCCAACAUGACUCGAGACAUGCACGCCACCAAUAUCCCAGAGCCUGCCAUCGGCGCAUACUGAGAUAUACACAGUAUGGCAUUAUCUAUCAUUAGCUUACUGAACUUUAUAUAGCGAUACAUUAUGCCUGCGCAAUGAUAUUAUUUACAUGGUAUGGCACCUGCUAUGAGAAGGCAAGCAGUGGGUUACAUCCUGACUACAGCCAAUAUACCAAAGUCCUUAAAUUAUUCUAAACGGUCUGUUUAAGCAGACACAUAGAGAGACAUCUGUAUUGUUCUGACUUCAACUGUCAUAUGUUUCAUCAUAUUUGAUUGCAUUCGAAGGCUUUGUUGGCGUGGUUGAAUUAAAGUUUCUCAGUAUUUACAUACAUUAGAAUUAUAAAAUACAGAUUUGAAUGCCCAUAUGUUUUACAUCCAGGGGUUAAGUUUGCUAAUUGCCAUAUUUGUAAUGGAGAUAAUUAAACUGAUAUUUUUUUUUACAAAUAAGAAGUUGUAUAAUAGUACUGAUGUGGAUUUGAUGGGGACAUUUAUUUUGACUUUUUGAUGUGGUAAGGCUCAUGAAAUGUCUGGAAAGGUGAAAUUAUACAUGCAUCCAGCAAUUUGUAACGAAAAUAAUUGUACCAUAUAGAAAAGUGGAAAUACUUACAAAGUCGGCUGAGAUUGAUUGCCAGCAGUGUUUGCUAUGUCAGGGUACAUGAUGAAACAUUAAUAUAAAAAUCCAAAAGUAACUUUGGAAUUCAUAAC
Messenger RNA from Oncorhynchus mykiss (rainbow trout), 2178 nucleotides. It is a transcript of the gene ift57, whose product is annotated as intraflagellar transport 57 homolog (Chlamydomonas). Gene Ontology annotation, cellular component: intraciliary transport particle B; cilium; Golgi apparatus. NCBI's taxonomy places the organism in Eukaryota, Metazoa, Chordata, Actinopteri, Salmoniformes, Salmonidae. Gene Ontology annotation, biological process: intraciliary transport; non-motile cilium assembly. The record is from RefSeq and is a predicted model, not a curated record.